AUGCCGUCCAUCCGCGCCGGGGGGCGGCUGCUCUUCGCGGGAGCUUCGCGCCGACACCGGGUAACGGCGCCGGAGCCCGAGCGCAUCCGGCUGUUCCAGCAGCUGCGGGCGGCGCAGGAGCAACGGGAGGGGAACGGGAGCGGGAGCGGGAUGGGCAGCGGGACCGGCCCCCCCCCGGGCGCCCCCAUCCGCAUCGCCCUGCCCGGGGGGACCCGCCUGCCCGGCCGGGCCUGGCACACCACGCCCUUCCAGGUGGCCACCGAGCUGGGGGGUGGCCUGGCGGAGGCGGCGCUGGUGGCCCGGGUGAACGGGACCCUGCAGGACCUGGACCGUCCCCUGGAAGGUGACGCUGACCUGGAGCUGCUCGACUUCUCCUCCCCCGAGGGCCGCACGGCGUUCUGGCUCUCGGGCGCCUGCGUCCUGGGCGCGGCGGCCCAGCAGCUCUUCGGGGCCACGUUCUGCGGCGCGCGGGCCACCGAGGACGGCUUCUUCUGCGACGUGGACAUGGGGGACAGGACGGUGCAGGGGGGGGACCUGCCGGCGCUGGAGGAGGCGUGUGUGACGUUUGCCCGCAGCGGCCACCGCUUCGAGCGGCUGGAGGCCACGCGCCCGCAGCUGGCACAGCUGUUCCAGCACAGCAACUUCCAGCUGCAGCAGCUCGAGGACGAGGUGACGUCCCCAACGGCCACUGUGUACAGGUGCGGUCCCAUCCUCCACCUGUGUCCCGGUCCCCUCCUGCGUCACACGGGGCUGAUCCGCGCGCUCCGCGUCCUCACGAGCUCGGCGUCGCUGUGGGACAGGGGUGUCACCCGCCGCCACCUCCAGCGCGUCACCGCCAUCGCCUUCCCGCACCCCGAGGACGCGGCGCGGUGGCAGCGGGCGCAGGACGAGGCGGCCACGCGCGACCAUCGCCGCAUCGGGAAGGAGCAGGAACUGUUCUUCUUCCACCCCCUGAGCCCCGGCAGCUGCUUCUUCCUGCCCCGCGGCGCCCACGUCUACAACGCGCUGCUGGAGUUCAUCCGGUCCGAGUGCCAGUCGCGGGGGUUCCGGGAGGUGCUGUCCCCCACGCUGUUCCGCCGCGCGCUGUGGCAGCGCUCGGGUCACUGGCAGCACUACGGCCCCAACAUCUUCCCCGUCACCAGCCCCGACGGGGACGACGAGCAGCUGUCCCUGAAACCCAUGAACUGCCCCGCGCACUGCCUGAUGUUCGCGCACCGGCCGCGGUCGUGGCGGGAGCUGCCGCUGCGGCUGGCGGAUUUCGGGGUGCUGCACCGCAACGAGCCCCCCGGCACCCUGAGCGGGCUCACGCGCCUGCGCCGCUUCACGCAGGACGACGGGCACAUCUUCUGCGCCCCCGAGCAGCUGGAGGGGGAGGUGGCCGCCUGCCUGGACUUUGUGGGGACGGUUUACGGCGUUUUGGGGUUUUCGUACCAGCUGGUGCUGGCCACGCGGCCACCCGGCUUCCUCGGGGACACGGAGACCUGGGACCGCGCCGAGCAGCAACUCGAGCGCAGCCUCCGAAACUUCGGCCAACCCUGGGACCUCAGCCCUGGGGACGGCGCCUUUUAUGGCCCUAAGAUCGAUAUUCGCAUCCGGGACGCGCUGGGGCGGCAGCAUCAGUGCGGGACCAUCCAGCUGGAUUUCCAGAUGCCGGAGAGAUUCGGGUUGGAGUACAUGAGCGCGUCGGGGGGGCCCGUGCGCCCCGUGCUGAUCCACCGCGCGGUGCUGGGCUCGCUGGAGCGGCUGCUGGCGGUGCUGGCCGAGAGCUGCGGGGGGCGCUGGCCGCUGUGGCUGUCCCCGCUGCAGGUCAUGGUGAUCCCGCAGUCACCCGAGGUGGAGCCCUACGCCCGGGAGGUGCAGGCGGUGCUGCGGGGGGGGGGUCUCCAGGCCGACCUGGACGGGGACGCGGGGGCCACGCUGGGCAGGAAGAUCCGGCGGGCGCAGCUGGCGCAGUACAACUUCCAGAUGGUGGUGGGUCCCCGCGAGCGCUCCCGCGGCACCGUCAGCGUCCGCACCCGCGACAACCGGCACCGCGGGGAGCGGGAGCUGCGCCCGGCGCUGCGGCGGCUGCAGGAGCUGCGCGACGCGCGCGUCCCCAACGCCGAGGAGCUUUUCUGACCCCCGUG
Columba livia (rock pigeon) is the source of this 2126-nucleotide messenger RNA. It is a transcript of the gene TARS2, whose product is annotated as threonyl-tRNA synthetase 2, mitochondrial. Gene Ontology annotation, cellular component: cytoplasm. Gene Ontology annotation, molecular function: ATP binding; threonine-tRNA ligase activity. The record is from RefSeq and is a predicted model, not a curated record. NCBI's taxonomy places the organism in Eukaryota, Metazoa, Chordata, Aves, Columbiformes, Columbidae. Gene Ontology annotation, biological process: threonyl-tRNA aminoacylation.